Molecule: messenger RNA, 3963 nt
Organism: Artibeus jamaicensis (Jamaican fruit-eating bat)
Lineage: Eukaryota; Metazoa; Chordata; Mammalia; Chiroptera; Phyllostomidae
Gene: GLIS2
Product: GLIS family zinc finger 2
Exons: 7
Coding region: 444-2012 (522 amino acids)
Biological process (GO): regulation of transcription by RNA polymerase II; smoothened signaling pathway
Cellular component (GO): nucleus
Molecular function (GO): RNA polymerase II cis-regulatory region sequence-specific DNA binding; DNA-binding transcription factor activity, RNA polymerase II-specific
Source: RefSeq, a predicted model, not a curated record
GCGGCGAGAGGGGUUUGCUGGGAGGACGAGAGGGAAGCAGCAGGGGAGGGAGAAGGGAGGGCGGAUGCCCCCCGCGCCCCUCCUCCUCCCCUCCUCCUCAGUCCGCCGGCCCCUCCUCUCACCGCCUCCCUCCGCCCUCCUCCCUCCCUCUGUAAGACAUCCCGGCCCGGCCCGGCCGCCGCGGCCACCUUCCCCGCCGGAGCUGCAGAUGUGGCGGAGCGGCCGGGUGCCGGGCGGCCGUGCCAGGGGAACCCGCGCCCUGUGAGCCUCACGCCCCGGCCCCCCGCCCGCCCCGGCCCCUCCCCCGCUCACUCCCCGCAGCCCCCAGACCGCCGGAGCCCGCAGUGGGGAGCCCGACCGCCCCCGCCGCCGAGGUUCUUGCCUGACUACCAGCUUGGGAUCUCCCCACCAGCUGCUGCCACUUCCACCCCCCGCCCAUCACUAUGCACUCCUUGGACGAGCCGCUUGACCUGAAGCUGAGCAUCACCAAGCUCCGGGCGGCGAGAGAAAAGCGGGAGAGGACACUAAAUGUGGUCCAGCACCGAGCUCUACACCGGGAGCUUGGCUUGGUGGACAGCAGUCCCUCCCCAGGCUCCCCACCCUCAGGCUUCCUGCUGAACCCCAAGUUCCCUGAGAAGGUAGAGGGACGCUUCUCAGCAGCCCCUCUGGUAGACCUCAGCUUGUCACCGUCAUCAGGGCUGGACUCCCCCAACGGCAGCAGCUCUCUGUCCCCUGAGCGCCAGAGCAACGGUGACCUGUCUGCAGUCCACACCACUCCGGAUUUCCGGCCACUGCGCUAUCUGGACAACGUCCCCAGCUCCUUCCAGUUCUUCCUGCCUCUGGGUUCUGGAGGCGCCCUGCACCUGCCUGCUUCCUCCUUCCUCACCACCCCCAAGGACAAGUGCCUCUCUCCAGAGCUACCCCUGCCAAAGCAGUUGGUUUGUCGCUGGGCCAAGUGUAACCAGCUCUUUGAGCUCCUGCAAGAUUUGGUGGAUCACGUCAAUGACUACCACGUCAAGCCGGAGAAAGACGCCGGGUACUGUUGCCACUGGGAGGGCUGCGCGCGUCACGGCCGAGGUUUCAACGCCAGCAGGUACAAGAUGCUCAUCCAUAUCCGCACACAUACCAAUGAGAAGCCGCACCGCUGCCCUACCUGUAGCAAGAGCUUCUCCCGCCUAGAGAACCUGAAGAUCCACAACAGGUCACACACAGGUGAGAAGCCCUAUGUCUGUCCAUAUGAGGGCUGCAACAAGCGCUACUCCAACUCAAGUGACCGCUUCAAGCACACUCGAACCCACUACGUGGACAAGCCCUACUACUGCAAGAUGCCCGGCUGCCACAAGCGCUACACGGACCCCAGCUCUCUGCGCAAGCACAUCAAGGCCCACGGCCACUUUGUGUCCCAUGAGCAGCAGGAACUCCUGCAACUGCGCCCUCCCCCCAAACCACCACUGCCUGCCCCGGACGGCAGCCCCUAUGUCAGUGGGGCCCAGAUCAUCAUCCCCAACCCAGCUGCCCUUUUUGGAGGCCCCAGCCUCCCUGGCUUGCCACUGCCCCUGGCCCCUGGCCCCCUUGACCUCAGUGCCCUGGCCUGUGGCAAUGGUGGGGGCAGUGGGAGUGGGGCUGGCAUGGGCCCUGGGCUGCCAGGCCCCGUCCUGCCCCUCAAUCUGGCCAAGAACCCACUGCUGCCCUCACCCUUUGGUGCUGGUGGACUGGGCCUGCCUGUAGUCUCCCUCCUGGCUGGCUCCAUGGGUAGCAAGGCUGAUGGGGAGAAGGGGUGUGGGGUGGUGCCGGCCAGGGCCUUGGGCCUGGAGGGCCGAAAGACCCCUCUGGAGAGGACUGAGAGUAGUCGUUCCCGGCCCAGCCCUGAAGGACUUUCCCUGCUGCCAGGUACCGUGCUGGACCUGUCCACGGGCGUCAAUUCGGUGGCCAACAGCUCAGAGGCACUGGCCCCUGGCUGGGUGGUCAUCCCACCGGGCUCUGUGCUGCUCAAACCAGCCGUGGUGAACUGAACCCAUCCCAGGGAGCGACCCGGAGCUCCUGGCCCUGCCCCGACGAACAGAAACUCUUCUGCGAAAUAGCAAUAAUGUCCUCCUGCUCCCAAAGCCUGGUUGGCUGUGUUCCCCUGGCAGCCCCAGCCCCAGACAAGCUGGGCAGCGAGGAUGGUGCUAGGUCACUGCUGGUGUCCCAGGCUCCCAGGGGAGGACCUGCCUGCAGGCCGGAGACACCUGAGCUCUUGCUGAGGCCCUGCUCCCCUCUGGCCCUGUCUUCCUGCCCUGCCCUCCACCCCGGUGCCUCCCUCAACCUAGUGGCCAACCUGGGCAGGUCACCCUCCUUCCCUUCCUUGUCUACUUGGCAGCCACGUCCCAGCAGUGGGAGCAGAUGGGGUGGCAUCUGCCUCUGCUGGCUCGGUGCUCCAACACCCCUUCGUGUGGUGGGCUAUGACAAGGAGCCUGGGAUUAAGACCCACCCCGCCUGCCCAGCCUUACCAGGCCCCGGCUCUGGGGGCUCCUUGGACCCCUUUCCCUCUGGCCCACCCUCCAGAGGGAAAGCAAGACAAAAUAAGGCCCCUGCAAAGCCACAGGAAGAGCCACCAUACCCUUAUGACAAGGUGCCCCCUACUCAGAGGGAGGCCUGCUCUGCCCACUGCCCCUCCGCACCUACCUACCCAUCUGAUGCAGCCAGUACUGCCUGAGGGUCGGCCCCUUCUCCACACUGGACAGUGCUCUCCAAAGGGAGGGGACAGCUCACCACUCAGCUGCCCCUUUACCACUGGUGUCCCUCUACCUUUUGGGGAGCUAUGAAGUAUGGGAAGGGGAGGUGCCAGGACCUUGGGCCCACCUGGCUGCAGGGGCAGUGUUCCCCCCACCCUGCACUAGAGGCUGUAGAAGCCAGCAGGCUGGUAGGAGGUGGGAGGCUGGCUGGGACACCCCAGGUUGCUAUGUAACUUUCAUUCUGAGGCUGCCAAGUCAUAUCCAAAGCACAGGUGAGGGAGAGCUAGAGGCCAGGGCCCACCAGAGGCCAUGGGAGGCCCAGCCCCUCCACCUGAGUGGGGGGAGUUGGUGGAAGGAGCCUAGACUUGUGACAUACUGUUUCCUCUGGCUUUUCCCAACAAAGCCCCUCAUCCUAGAGAGGCUUUUAUUUUUACUCCCAGGGUCCAGAAUAAGCCAAGGAUGCUGAUAUUCCACGUACCUACUGUCCAACCCUGGGGAGUGGUCUUCCCCAUCCCUGAGCCUUUGCUGUGCCCUGAGAGGUAGCCUGGUGCAGUCUGGGAGGCAGUGGCCCAGCCAUCAGGAGCUGUGGCUCCUAGGCCUGCCCUGUCCUUGGCCUCAGUGAGCAAGCCUUCCCUUUCCCUGGCAGCAGAACAAGUGAGCUGCAGGACAGUAGUAGGGUCCUUAGCAACCCUGCAUUUCCAGAUUCCCCUUGCUGUUCCUCUGAGCAGCUCUGUUGACCCCUGCCCUUUCCUGGACUGCCCUUCUAUCCCAGAGGGGUCACCCUGACCUAGCCUGCCCUAAUAGGGCCCGGCAGUGCUGGCUUUGCCUCUCGAAGGGGCCAUGAGCAAAGCAGGAGGGAGCUGGUCUCCUUUCUUCGGGCCCCAUCCAGGACCCAGGCCUUUAAGUCCCCCACUAGGGGGAAAGGGGUUUGAGAUUCAAGCCCAAGGAGCAGAGGAACAGGGCACUGGAAGGUGACAUUAGCUCAGCAUGUGACUCAGUGAUAGACCAGGCUCAAGAGGGCUGGUGUACGUGUUGUUGUUGGUUUCUUGUUGCACAUUCCAGGAUAUCAGUAUUUUAACAGGUUCUAAGUGCCUUUCUAUCAUAGCAUAUGUUUUUCCUCCUCUUGGCUCCACUGCUGUUAGCAUAGAGUAAAAAACAAAAAAAGAGAUAAGCUAAUGACUAUAACAAUAUAUUCCUCCAUGUGAGAGGAAGUUUAUAAAGAAACAAUAAAAGCAAGUUGCAAAGAUGG